Annulohypoxylon maeteangense is the source of this 2609-nucleotide messenger RNA. Its product is annotated as glycoside hydrolase family 3 protein. The coding region runs from base 94 to 2436 and encodes 780 amino acids. Gene Ontology annotation, biological process: arabinan catabolic process; xylan catabolic process. NCBI's taxonomy places the organism in Eukaryota, Fungi, Ascomycota, Sordariomycetes, Xylariales, Hypoxylaceae. The record is from RefSeq and is a predicted model, not a curated record. The transcript is spliced from 2 exons. Gene Ontology annotation, molecular function: xylan 1,4-beta-xylosidase activity; alpha-L-arabinofuranosidase activity. Gene Ontology annotation, cellular component: plant-type cell wall.
AUCCUAGAAUAUAAAAGGGCUUCGAACAUCAUGUCGUUAGGUUUGACUCGUUGUUCUAAUUCAAAUCAAUUAUAUCUUUGAACUUUUGGCAUCAUGAAGCAUCCGGUAAAGACACUGGGAUGUCUCUCAAUCCUCAGCACGCGAGUGCUAGGGAAAAUGACUUUUCCUGACUGCGUCGGAGGGCCGGAAAUCUUGACGACCAAUCUUGUCUGCGACACGAGCGCUAGUCCAUCAGAAAGAGCUGCCGCACUCAUAGGUGCUUGGAACAUCACUGAGAAACUAGCUAAUCUUGUUGACAAGAGUCUCGGAGCACCUCGCCUGGGAUUGGAUGCGUACGAUUGGUGGAACGAAGCUCUCCACGGCGUCGGAUGGUCUCCGGGUGUCGCCUUCGCGCCCUCGGGCGAAUUUUCGCAUGCGACAUCUUUCGCCAGUCCGAUUCUACUGUCGGCCGCCUUCGAUGAUGACUUAGUCCACGCUGUCGCCGAUGCUAUCAGCACGGAAGCUCGAGCCUAUAGCAACUCCGGACAUGCUGGGCUUGACUACUGGACCCCCAACAUCAAUCCUUAUAAAGACCCAAGAUGGGGCCGUGGUUCGGAGACGCCAGGAGAAGACCCCUUUCGCAUCAAGGGAUAUGUCAAGGCUUUGAUAGAUGGCCUACAGGGAAAAGAGAAUAUCACAAAGGUCAUCUCAACAUGCAAACACUACGCCGCUUACGACCUGGAGUACUGGGGCGGAGUUAAGAGAUACGAGUUCGAUGCGAUCGUCGGGAUGCAGGAUCUAGUCGAAUACUACCUCCCCCCGUUCCAGCAGUGCGCGAGAGACUCCAAAGUGAAGUCGAUCAUGUGCUCUUACAACUCCGUCAACGGGACGCCCGCUUGCGCGUCAACGUACUUGAUGGGGACAGUGCUCCGAGAUUUUUGGGAGUGGAAUGAUGAGAGCCAAUAUAUCACUAGCGACUGCAACGCCAUCCUGAACUUCCAUGAAGACCAUAAUUACACGACUACCGCGGCACAAUCAGCAGCAGUAUCCUUGAUGUCUGGGACAGAUAGUAUAUGCGAAGUCGGUUCUAACACAGACGUUAUCGGAGCCUGGAACCAAACCUUACUACCGGAAGAGGUGAUUGAUCAAGCACUUCGACGCAUGUACGAAGGACUUAUCCGCGCCGGAUUCUUCGAUCCCGCGGACGCGACUCCAUAUCGGUCAUUAUCUUGGAAAGAUGUCAAUACUCCCGAACAUCAAACCCUCGCCCUUCGUUCAGCAGCAGAAUCAAUUGUGCUCAAGAAAAACGACGGAAUCUUACCCCUGAAAGUUGAUAAUACGACUACGAUUGCCCUUAUCGGGUUCUGGUCGGACGGGUUGAGCCUGGCCAUGCUGGGCGGAUACUCAGGGCUUCCACCAUAUAUUCGGGGGCCAGUCCAAGCGGCGCAGAAUCUCGGGUUCCGCAUCGUGAACGCUACUGGACCCAUUAAGCAAAACACCUCGGAUACGGAUACCUGGACAGAAGCCGCACUAGAAGCUGCAAAUCAAUCGGACAUCGUGAUAUACUUCGGUGGCAACGAUAUGACGAUAGAAGCGGAAGAGCUUGAUCGCUUUUCUAUCGCCUGGCCCAGUGCGCAGUUAGCUUUGAUCGAGAAGCUCAGCAAGCUAGGGAAGCCGUUUAUCGUCGUCGAGUUAGGAGACCAGAAUGACGACUCAUCACUUCUGGACGAUGAUAAUGUCUCUGCCAUCUUAUGGGCUGGGUUCCCUGGACAAGACGGCGGCACUGCUAUUUUUGAUAUUUUAACUGGCAAAACUGCGCCAGCCGGUCGAUUGACAACUACUCUUUACCCAGCGAAAUAUGUCGAUCAAGUUCCGAUGACCGACAUGAGUCUCCGACCGAGCGAGACCAACCCCGGCAGGACGUAUAAAUGGUACGACAACGCCGUACUACCCUUCGGGUUCGGAUUGCACUACACCACUUUCAAGCCCUCCUUUGGACCCGACGCUUUUGCUGACAAGAUAUACGAUAUAACUGAGCUACUCGAUGCUUGCAACGCGAAAUACCUGGACCUCUGCCCCUUCGAAACAGUAGGUAUCUCCGUCGAGAACACAGGCAACGUGACAUCAGACUUCGUUGCCCUCGCGUUCUUAUCCGGAGAGUACGGACCAGCUCCACAUCCGAUUAAGGAACUUGCCGCGUACGCGCGCAUCAACGACGUAAAUCCGGGAGAAACAAAAGAGGCCAAGUUAGGGUUGACAUUAGGGGAUUUAGCACGUGUAGAUGAAAAGGGGAACACCAUCUUAUACCCGGGGACGUACAGCUUCUUACUCGAUGUGCCCACGCAAGCUACGAUCGGGUUCGAGUUGACCGGCGAGCCGGAAAUGCUCAUCGAGUUCCCGCAGCCCCCGGCUGAUCUCGGAGAAGGCAAUGGACAUGAGAAGUACACGCCGAAGUGAUCUUCUCAAGGCCGACUGAAUGGUGUGCCGUGCGAUAUUGAAGGGAAUUUUCCGCAGGCUACAUGUGAUUAUCUAGGUACUAGUUAACCUACCUGGCACUCGGGUAUGAUUUCAUAGUGCUAAGGAACCUGUGAUGAAUAAGAGUUCUCCACGGCACUGACAAAUAUACUAAU